UCGUUUCACGCAGGGUUUACCAGAAAAGAGACGUGCGGCGAUUAGCAGUAGUUAGAUUUGGCAAUAAGAAAGGUAAACAAGUUGGCGACAUCCUGAUCAUACACGACAAGAAGCAAGCUUGUCGAACUCUUGUUUAACGGUCAGAAAAUUUCGUUCAAAGCUGUAUUCUAAUUCAAAUAAUCGUUCAUUUAUUGGAUUUUUGUAAACUGUUCAUUUGUAUAAAUAGGAAGCAAUGCCUAAGCAUGGAUUUCUGACCCCUAAGGCUAUUGCAAAUAGAAUCAAGGCCAAAGGUUUGCAGAAGUUGCGAUGGUACUGCCAAAUGUGUCAAAAACAAUGUCGAGAUGAAAAUGGUUUCAAAUGUCACACGAGCUCAGAAUCUCACCAGAGGCAACUCCUGUUAUUUGCUGAAAAUCCUGACAAAUAUAUAGACCAAUUCUCACAAGAGUUCUUAGAUGACUUUAUGCAACUGCUGAAACGGCGAUUUGGAACCAGGAGAGUCCAUGCUAAUCAAGUGUACCAGGAAUACAUUGCUGAUCGUAACCACCUCCACAUGAAUGCCACUCAGUGGGAGACCCUCACUGAUUUUGUAAAGUGGCUUGGGCGUGAAGGUCAUUGUACUGUUGAUGAGACAGAAAAAGGUUGGUUCAUAAGUUAUAUUGACCGAGACCCUGAAACAAUUAAACGCCAGGAAGCCCUAAUGAAACAUGAAAAGAUGAAACUUGAUGAUGAAGAAAGAAUGGCAAAACUUUUUCAGCGCCAAAUGGAGAGAGAUAAAUCGAAACCUAAACCAGAAUCAGUUUUCACAGAACUUAAAAAGACAGAUGAAGAUGAAAAAAUUGCAUUCGCCAUGAAAUCUGUUGAUGCAAGUAAAAAAUCUGCUAUUGAUGUAAAACAGAAUCCUUUGAUCACUGCUGUUGCCUCAAGAACUGAUAAUUUAAAUAGCUCAAAAGAUAAGAAAACUGAAGAUAAAAAAAGGAAAUUAGCCCUGGAGGAAAUAAUAGAGCAGGAAAAGGCAAUUCAAGAGAAGAAAAGUCGGAAAGACUAUUGGCUUGCUUCUGGAAUUAUCGUUAAAGCUGUGUCCAAAAAGUUGGGGAAAGAAUUCUAUAAUAAGAAAGUGCUAGUAACAGAAGUUCAAGACAAUUAUUAUGCUAUUAUAGAGACUCUCGACUCUGGUGAAAAAACUGUUGCACAUCAGAAGCAACUGGAAACGGUUAUUCCUAAUGUUGGUAGAAAACUUCUAAUACUUAAUGGAGCUUAUCGAGGAUGUGAAGCAGUCCUUUUAAAUGUUAAUUAUGAAACAUUUUCUGUUAAUGUUAAAAUCUCAGGAGGUUCUUUCAAAGGAAAAGUUUUAGAUUUUGUUAAAUAUGAAGAUGUUUCCAAGUUACACAAGCAAACUUGAUUCUUAUUAGAGUAAGAUAAAAUUUAUAAAUGUAUAAAAGUCUUAUUUUUUUUCAAUCUGUAUUGUGAAUAUGAAAAUUA
Messenger RNA from Argiope bruennichi, 1479 nucleotides. RefSeq names its product DNA/RNA-binding protein KIN17-like (gene kin17). Gene Ontology annotation, molecular function: double-stranded DNA binding. The transcript is spliced from 4 exons. The record is from RefSeq and is a predicted model, not a curated record. Gene Ontology annotation, biological process: DNA damage response; DNA replication. Gene Ontology annotation, cellular component: nucleus. Lineage: Eukaryota; Metazoa; Arthropoda; Arachnida; Araneae; Araneidae. Bases 233 to 1399 code for a protein of 388 amino acids.